This is a messenger RNA of Saccostrea cuccullata (small rock oyster), 470 nucleotides long. RefSeq names its product complement C1q tumor necrosis factor-related protein 3-like. The annotation marks the transcript as partial. Gene Ontology annotation, molecular function: protein binding. Lineage: Eukaryota; Metazoa; Mollusca; Bivalvia; Ostreida; Ostreidae. The transcript has a single exon. The record is from RefSeq and is a predicted model, not a curated record.
GUUGCACGAAGACUCUGGAAUGCCUGAAUCAGAAAACACACGUUGCGUUUUAUGCGUUUUAUUCUAACAAUUUUAAAGCUCUACCCACUGGGACGACUUUAAUAUUUGACUCAGUGGAGACAAACCUUAACAGUGGAUACAAUAAAAUAACUGGAAUAUUCACUGCUCCGACUUCUGGCGUCUAUGCCUUCACUUGGACAUUGCACGCAGCGUCAUUACACGUCGCUGGUUCAUCUGGGAGCAACUAUGGUGAAAUGAAUGCGUCGAUAAAACUAAAUGGAGUCACAAAAGGUGCGAUUGUUGCCGAUACUGAAACACAGUACGAUAAUGCUGCUGGCACAGGAUUUGUUAUUUUGAAUCUCAAAGCUGGAGAUGAAAUAAAAAUUGUGUCUGGGUAUACAGGCCAAGGAGCUAUGUACAGCACAAAUCAAAAUGGGCGAACAUCAUUUUCAGGAUUUCAGAUUACAUAA